AUGUCCGUCUGCUCCAGCAACCUCAGCUAUGGCAGCAACAUCUGCAUGCCCGCUUCCCACGACUCCUGGCAGGUGGACGACUGCCCAGAGAGCUGCUGCGAGCCGCCCUGCUGUGCCCCCAGCUGCUGCGCCCCGUCCUCCUGUGUGACCCUCUGCUGCAAGCCCGUGUGCUGCAAGCCUGUCUGCUGUGUGCCCGUCUGCUCCUCCUCCUCCUCCUGCUGCCAGCAGUCUAGCUGCCAGCCCUCGUGCUGUGGCUCCUCCCCCUGCCAGGAGUCCUCCUGUGUGACCCUCUGCUGCAGGCCAGUGAGCUGCAAGCCUGUCUGCUGCGUGCCCGUCUGCUCCUCCUCCUCCUCCUGCUGCCAGCAGUCUAGCUGCCAGCCCUCGUGCUGUGGCUCCUCCCCCUGCCAGGAGUCAUCCUGUGUGACCCUCUGCUGCAGGCCCGUGUGCUGCAAGCCUGUCUGCUGUGUGCCCGUGUGCUCUGAGAGCUCCUCCUGCUGCCAGCAGUCUAGCUGCCAGCCCUCCUACUGCCCCUCGUCCUGCUGCAGACCCUCCUCCAGCGUGUCCCUGCUCUGCCGCCCCGUGUGCAGACCCGCCUGCAGUGUGCCCGCCUCCUCCUGCUGUGCCCCCGCCUCGUGCUGCCAGCCCAGCUGCUGCCGCCCGGCCUCCAGCGUGUCCCUGCUCUGCCGGCCUGCCUGCCCCCGCCCGGCCUGCUGUGGCCUCUCCUCGGGCCAGUCCUGCUGCUGA
Molecule: messenger RNA, 744 nt
Organism: Ochotona princeps (American pika)
Lineage: Eukaryota; Metazoa; Chordata; Mammalia; Lagomorpha; Ochotonidae
Product: keratin-associated protein 10-9-like
Exons: 2
Coding region: 1-744 (247 amino acids)
Cellular component (GO): keratin filament
Source: RefSeq, a predicted model, not a curated record